CAUAAUCAGAUGUCAUGAUCUGGCUGGAUCUGCAUUUUCAAGCUGGUAGCAGAAAAUACUGCUUGGAUUUUUUUUUUGCACCAGUGUCACCGUGGUCGUCACGCCGUGUGCGUCUUGAAGAGUGGAAGGUGUUAACUGAAGAACUCUAUCAAGCGAUUCAACAGCAGCUGACGGAAAGUCGAGUUUCACGGUUCACUGAACUCUCCGAUGCAGAAAAGCAACUGUUUUUGGAAAGGGCAGCUAAGGCAAUACAGGAAGGCGAGACUCUGCAGAACUUCAAACAGUUGGCAUCUAAGUCGCUAGACCAACAUCUUAGUAGUCACGCUAAUCAACAGCUACUCACGUCAGCACCGACUGGAAGCAAGUCAGAACUUAUACUCGACCAUGCUAGAGAGGGCGCCCUUGGUCUGCUAAAGCGCUGGCCGGGCAACAAGGCUAAACUGCAUCAAUUCUUCAAUCAGGCACUGCCCGAUCGUCUUAGACAGAUUACAUGGAGGCUGUUUCUGAGGAGUCCGAAAGUGAGGUCGUUAUAUCUGGAGCAACUGAAGUCAGAUCCGAACAACGUGAUGUCAAUCUUGGAUCUGGAAAUCAUUCAGACCAGCGAGGCCCUCCUACUCAGAGAGCCAACAUUUGAAGAACUGGCAAACAACACAGAUAUACUUCAUGCGAUGAAGGCCGUCCUCUCCUACCACCACGUCUGCAAGAAAACCAAGAGUAGCCUGAUCGACACGGACUACAUGUUGGUAAUUCCAUUCCUUGUCAAUGUGUUAUCAACUACACGUCCUGAGCAGCUUGUAUUGGAGACUACGCUGUCCGUACUGAUAGAGGAGUUUCUGACAUUCAUGACCAAUCGGCCAGUAUACAUGAGAGAAUCGUAUGUACAGGGUUUUCAAGAGAGUAUGGAGGUCUUUGCUGGUCAGAUCGUUGAAAUACUCCAAGAGAAAGAUGAACCAUUAGUGCAGCACAUGGAAAGAAUAUUCAAGAGGCGUUUUACGGGUCUCUCCACCAUGGUGCAGGGCAUAAAGCCACUGGUUAGACCAAUGAGCAGAUGUCUCUUUGUUGGCUAUCUAAGUCUUGAUGCGGUCAUGUUUGUAUGGGACCAGUACAUCCUUGGUCUGGAUAGACCAGACUAUGAUGUCAUACCUAGCCUUGCAGCCAUUGUGUUAAUGCUCCUUAGGAAAUAUCUGCUGCAGUGUCAGAGUUUACCUGAGAUGGAAAAUGCACUAAAAAGGAAUGCCAACAAAUUGAACAAAGACCAACUUAUGUAUGAGAUUGGAAGAAAUUUCUACCAGACCCUUUACGGUCAGCUCAAUAAUGGGCAGGAUGGCAUGCCAGUACUGGAUCCAACACAAGUUGCAAUGCCGUGGGAGUACUGGCACAAGGAGAUGUUGCCUCAAAGAUUAAAUAAGGCACAAAACAGACGGCAGGAGAGAGAAGACAGGGAACAAGACAGAGACAAACAAAAUCAAAGGUUGAAAGAUGAAGAAAAUGACCAAGUAAAGCAGGAGAAGUUCAAGGAAGAGGAUAAAGCUAAGCUCAAGAAAGCUGAGCAGAACGCUAAGGAAGAGCAGUUGAAACUACAGAGUCUCUUGGAACAGGAAAAUAAAAAACGAUUGGAGUCUGAGAGGGCAGCCCAAAAAGAAAUAGAGCAACUUAAACAACAACUCGAGAAAUUGAAACAAAGCAAACAAGCUCCUGUAGCUUCUUCAGCCCCUGCACCUCCUGCAAGAUCAGAGCAAAAGCCUUCAGAAUCAAGGCCAGCAAGUAAAACAUCAACUCCUGCUGAUAAGGAGGUCUCUCUUGCUCCGAGACAACUCAAUGAUCCUACUGCAGCCAAAGCAAUGAUGACUGAUAUUAUGAAAGAAUUCAUGCAUGGCAUCAAGGCGGUACAUGGCGACUAGGCGACACAAAUAAUGAAUCGCAAGCAGCUGGUACCGGUUAGCAACGCCAACCUACUGUGCGAGAGGAGGCAGGAACCAGGUCAUAUCAUGAGCAGUAUCAAAAAGUCCAGUUAUGGGCCAAAGCUCGCAUGACGACCAUCUCCCUGGAAGCCAGUCUUUACUAUGGUCACGAGUUCCUGGCAUUCGUUAGUUUUUCCCAAAUGGUCAUUGUGUGAACUCGGCCUAGACUAAUUGUUGUGAGCAUCAAUAAAUUACAUUCAAAACAACAAGAUUUAUGGUGGUAACAGUUUUGAAAAUAGGUUUUUUUGACUAGUCUCUGGAAUAAGGCGUCUGUUUGUAGCUGGUUAGUCUUGUCUAAACAUGUGCCUUGAGACAGUCUCUCAAACCGGGAUGUCUCCAUGGUAUCGUCGUAAUCCUUUUAGAUUUGUUUCCAUUGUGCACUUUUUCGAACCCUACAUGGAGUGCGACCAUCUUGUUUAACUCCAAUUUAUUGUGUGUGGUGAUUGCGCGGCCAGAAGCAUUGGCCUCAAGUUCUUAUAUGCUCAUUUUCAGUACCUUAGAGCCAUUGGACACUUUCGAAAAAUUGGAAACAGAAAAACAACAAAAAGUUCACAU
This is a messenger RNA of Asterias rubens (European starfish), 2516 nucleotides long. RefSeq lists its product as uncharacterized. The record is from RefSeq and is a predicted model, not a curated record. The coding region runs from base 15 to 1901 and encodes 628 amino acids. The transcript is spliced from 16 exons. Lineage: Eukaryota; Metazoa; Echinodermata; Asteroidea; Forcipulatida; Asteriidae.